Orbicella faveolata is the source of this 652-nucleotide messenger RNA. RefSeq names its product RING-box protein 2-like. The record is from RefSeq and is a predicted model, not a curated record. Gene Ontology annotation, molecular function: zinc ion binding. NCBI's taxonomy places the organism in Eukaryota, Metazoa, Cnidaria, Anthozoa, Scleractinia, Merulinidae.
CCCCUGAGAACGAAGUGCUAUAAACUUUUUCCGUUGUCAAGGCAGUGAGUGAGGUGGCUUAUGGGAUAGUCAAAAUGGCCGCCGAAACUUCGCUUGAAGAACAGGAUGUGACCAUGGAGGAAAGCACACCUUCUAAAGAACAAGGAGUACAAAAGAUGUUUACUCUGAAAAAGUGGAAUGCCGUGGCCAUGUGGUCUUGGGACGUAGAAUGUGAUACAUGUGCUAUUUGCCGUGUGCAAGUGAUGGAUGCUUGCCUUCGAUGCCAGUCCGACAACAAACAAGAGGAAUGUGUUGUUGUUUGGGGAGAGUGUAAUCACUCAUUUCAUAACUGCUGUAUGUCACUGUGGGUCGUGCAAAAUAACAGAUGUCCAUUAUGCCAGCAAGAGUGGGUUGUACAAAGAAUUGGAAGAUGAUAUCCUGGGAAUCCAGUCAGCAAACUGUACUCAAAGAACUGCUGGUUUUCUGUUUAUAUGAAUUCAAAAUUGGAAGCUUCGAGAUUUCUGAUUUUUACAUAGCAAGUCAAAUGCUAAGUUUUUCUGUUUUGAAAGAAGUGAAUAUUAAAUAGUAAGAUACUUGUAGGAAUAGACAUUGAGUUAAGAUAUAACGAUCAACACAUAGUUGGGUGACAAUAAAUAGAUAUCAACAACCUGGA